AUGGGGAGAGCACCCUGCUGCGACAAGGCGACGGUGAAGAAGGGGCCAUGGUCGCCGGAGGAGGAUGCAAUGCUCAAGAACUACAUCGAGGAGCAUGGCACCGGAGGCAACUGGAUUGCGCUGCCACACAAGAUAGGGCUGAAGAGGUGUGGCAAGAGCUGCAGGCUGAGGUGGCUCAAUUACCUGAGGCCCAACAUAAAGCAUGGCGAUUUCACCCCAGAGGAGGACAGCAUCAUCUGCAGCCUCUACAUUAGCAUAGGGAGCAGGUGGUCUAUCAUUGCCGCACAGCUGCCGGGGAGGACUGACAACGACGUGAAGAACUACUGGAACACCAAGCUGAAGAAGAGACUCCUGGGGCGGCGCAAGGACCACCACCGCCAGAGCGCGGCCGUCGCGACCGAGGCGUCCACGUCCACCGGCGACAACAUGAACGACGGCGAACCGGUGGCGCUGAGUGCGUCGGCCAUGGAAAGGAUCCAGCUCUGCAUGCAGCUGCAGAACCCGCUGCUGGGCGCCCACCACAACCCCUUGAUGUGGCCCGGCUGCAGCAGCAGGGCCAGUACCCAGAGCAACAACAGCUUCAACAGCAACGGCAGCAGCGUGACAAUAGCUGAACAAGGGCAGUCCAGCUCGCUGAACGAGCAGCACCUGAUGAAUGCGCAGCUGGAGGGUGCUGCCAUGGACAACGGCCUCGCCUCGCCCUCAAGCGCGGAGAACUCCAACAUGAUCAGCAUGGAGGCCGAACUUGAAGAACUGCUCUACGGUGACGACAACCGGCAGGGGAACGCUGCCGCCGGCAUGGUCCACGGCGGCGGUGUGCAGCAGGUGGAUGUGGACUGGUGGAGCUAUGACCAGACAGCAGGAAAGUUGCCUGUGGGUUGCUGGGACUUCACCCCUGAAACCAACACGGUGUUCCUGGACUACGCCUCGGUUUAUGACAUCUAG
Messenger RNA from Miscanthus lutarioriparius, 945 nucleotides. The record is from the annotation of a GenBank genome assembly. NCBI's taxonomy places the organism in Eukaryota, Viridiplantae, Streptophyta, Magnoliopsida, Poales, Poaceae.